UAAAAAUUCUCAAAAUUAUUUUUUCUCCCAAUUACUUUUUUUUCUCUUGAGUAAAUUAAUCUUGAAAAAUGGAAAAUAUAGGAUUCAAAAUUGAAACUGUGACAAGUACUAAAUUGAAAGGAACAACAUGGGAAGAUGUUGAUGUUGGUGAUAUUGCAAUGAUUUUUAUUUCAUAUGGAAGAGCAGUAAGCCAUCUCCAAUUUUUAUAUGUCAAAGACGGGAAAUUUUCUCUAUCAGGGAGACAUGGUGACCUUAUAGAAAAUCUGGAAAUUAAUUUGCAGAUCAAGCUGGAUUAUCCAUCUGAAUAUCUAAUUGGAGUAAAUGGUCGUCAUGGAACAUUUGGAACAGAGAGAAUUUUGAAAUCAAUCACCUUUGUGACUAACAAAAAUUCAUAUGGACCAUUUCCAAAAAAUAAACCUACUUAUAUGGGAAGUGAAGAUACAGAAUUUAAUAUAAAUGUAUUGGAUCAUGGUUGGCUCAAUGGAUUUCAUGGCACAACUUCUGGUAGUCAACUUGAAAGUUUUGGAGUUAAUAUCAAACCAAUGCCAAUUAUUAUACCUCCAAAAAAGGAGAUUGAUUAUGCAAAAAUUGAUGUAAUUGAUGGUUGAAUGUACAAAUUGUAAAAGUAUUAUCUAGUUUAAUUUCAUGCUCAAUGUUACAUAUGUACUAAUAUACAUAUAAUCAAAAGAAAGAACUUAUUUAUGAAAGUUUUACUUGUA
Messenger RNA from Capsicum annuum, 719 nucleotides. RefSeq names its product mannose/glucose-specific lectin. The transcript has 2 exons. NCBI's taxonomy places the organism in Eukaryota, Viridiplantae, Streptophyta, Magnoliopsida, Solanales, Solanaceae. The coding region runs from base 69 to 608 and encodes 179 amino acids. The record is from RefSeq and is a predicted model, not a curated record.